Chenopodium quinoa (quinoa) is the source of this 1738-nucleotide messenger RNA. Its product is annotated as two-component response regulator ARR10-like. The record is from RefSeq and is a predicted model, not a curated record. Gene Ontology annotation, molecular function: DNA-binding transcription factor activity; DNA binding. The coding region runs from base 234 to 1472 and encodes 412 amino acids. NCBI's taxonomy places the organism in Eukaryota, Viridiplantae, Streptophyta, Magnoliopsida, Caryophyllales, Amaranthaceae. The transcript has 5 exons.
UCUCCAAAUUCUCUAAGACCUCACCUGCUUAAUUUCAUUCUCAAAAAAGAAUAAUUUUCUUCCUAAUCCUCUCUUUAAUUAUUCAUAUUAUACAUACUCCAUUAUUUUUCCUACAAUAAUUCCCUCUUAUAAAGACCUAGCUAACUACAACAAAUAGUCUUAUAUUCUAUAAUCAACUCGCCUUUCGAGUUUAUUAAAAGGCAAGAUUAGUGAGAGAAGUAAAGAGAUUAAUCAUGAUUAGGGCAGCAAGUGCUAGCACAGAAGGAUCCAAAACAAGCCUUUCCAAUGAUAGAAUUGAUGAGUGUGAGGAGGAUGAUGAUAAGGUACUAGAGGAAGAAGAGGUUGAUGAUAAUAAUAGUAAUGAUAGCAAUAGCAAGGUGAUCAAGAUCAAUGGCUCGAGCUCGAGUACGAGCACCGUUGAGGAGAAUGAAAAGAAAGGGCCAACCUCAUCAGGAUCCGUGAGGCCGUAUAACCGGUCCAAGAUGCCUAGGCUCCGGUGGACACCGGAUCUCCAUCUUUGCUUUGUUCAUGCUGUUGAGAGGCUAGGAGGACAAGAAAGAGCAACACCUAAGUUGGUUCUUCAGUUGAUGAAUAUCAAAGGUCUAAGUAUUGCUCAUGUCAAGAGUCAUCUCCAGAUGUACAGAAGCAAAAAGAUUGAUGAAUCAAAUCAAGCUUUGAGCAAUCAAGGGCUAUUCGCUGAUGGAAGAGAUAAUAUCUACAACCUUAGCCAGCUACCUAUGUUACAAGGCUACAAUCAUCAAAGAUCGCCUUUUAGUCUAAGGUAUGGUGAUCCUUCUUGGAGAGGUCAUUCGACGAGCCAGAUGUAUGCUCCUUACAACAUUGGGACUUCAUCCGAUAGGUCUAGAAACGGAUUGAAUUUUGGUUCUCUUCCGGAAAGGAUGGUGUUUUCUAGUACUAAUAGCAAUUCUCAUCAAGCCGGUAUCAAAAAUCUCUUCCAAGGGCAAAUUUCAAAUUGGAGAACCCAACAAACACUCAAAAAAGCCCCAAUUUUUCAAAGCAAUAACGGAUCAUCAUCAUGUCAAUCCACAAGUAAGCCAAGGUCUAACAUGGAGUUAAAUCUAGCAAUUAGUCCAACUCAAGAAGUAGCCGUCGAAAGAAAAGAGAGAUCAAACCCUUUGAACUUCCUUAAACCCUCAAACAUCAAUAUCAAGCAAGGGACUACUCCUAACAAUAACCAUUUGAAAAGGAAAGCUAUGGAUUUGGAUCUCUCUCUUGCCCUAGCUACAAAAGAUAUCGACGAUCCAUUAACCAAGAAAAACACCAAGGAUAAAGAGGUAAUUGGAAGUGAUGAAUUACUAUCACUUUCUUUGCAAUAUCCACCACCAUUAUCAUCUACCUCGGAACAUGACCAGCUCAUUAGCAAGUUGAAGGAAGGAGAUGCAAGUAGUAGGAUGAAUAAUAAUAAUAAUAACAAGCAAGAAACAAAGACAAGUUUGGAUCUGACUUUGUGAAUGAAGACAAUUGAUGAGUGAGAUCUUGAUGUACUUUAUUGCAAAAAGUAGAUAAUUAUAUCUAUUGCAUAUAAUAUACCAAAGGUAAUGACAAAUUAACUUGUCCUUAGCACUAAUAUUAAUAUUUUGUUGUUAUAUAUAUAUGAUCACUAUUUUGGUUGCAUGCUUGUACACUAAAUAUUCUAAGUGUCUAGGAAAUCGAAUAUCAGCUAAGAGUUGCAUAAAAGAAGGACCAGUUACAUUAGUUAAUUAACAAUAAUAUAUUU